This is a messenger RNA of Nothobranchius furzeri (turquoise killifish), 833 nucleotides long. RefSeq names its product ribonuclease, RNase K b (gene rnasekb). The record is from RefSeq and is a predicted model, not a curated record. Gene Ontology annotation, biological process: nucleic acid metabolic process. Gene Ontology annotation, molecular function: RNA endonuclease activity. NCBI's taxonomy places the organism in Eukaryota, Metazoa, Chordata, Actinopteri, Cyprinodontiformes, Nothobranchiidae.
GGGUGGUUGCUGUGAUUGGCGGAACCUGCCGAGCAUUUCCGAGCACAUCCGGUUAAAGGGGAUCAUCAGCUGACUGCGACGACGUUCCGUCCGUCGAUGGACCGUUUUUGACUCCGUAAAACCAUCAAACAGAUCAUCCGCGUAUACAAGAUCGAUUAACCGGUCAACAGAAUGCCGUCGCUUCUGUUCUGCGGACCGAAGAUGGCCGCCUGUGGUAUGGUGAUUAGCAUCUGGGGGGUCAUCAUGCUGGCCAUGUUGGGGAUCUUCUUCAGUGCCAAGUCAGCCGUGCUGAUUGAAGACGUCCCGUUCACUGAGGAGGACAUCCGGAACGACCCGAACCCACCUCAGAAAAUCUACAGCCUCUACAACCAGGUGGGGAUCAACUGCUUCAUCGCCGCCGGUAUCUAUGUGGUGGUGGGCGCCGUCUCACUCUGCCAAGUCAGGCUCAACAAGCGGCAAGAAUACAUGGUGACAUAAAAAGUAGAGAUGCCUCCUCGGUCUGACCUCUGACCCCCUCCCCCCUCAGUCUACCCCACAGUCGGAUCAGUGUCUCAGCUCUGAUUGGUUACAGGGUGAAGAAGGGGGCGUGGUCAGGCAUCACCUGGGUUAUUUAUUUGAAAUAAAAUGUGUUGUUUUUCCCUUUGAUGUGUUCCCAUGAAAACGACCAAACGUUGAUUCUAAAUGUCAGAUUUGUGUCCUGAUUUAUAUGAAUAAGUCCGUCAGCGGAGUCUUCAUCACAAUCAUCUGGGCCUCCUGAGGUUCUGUUCUGGAUCCAGAUGUGGUCAAAAACCUUCUGCUGAAACUUCAUUUGCAAUAAAGUGUGUGUCACUAAA